Sesamum indicum (sesame) is the source of this 1559-nucleotide messenger RNA. Its product is annotated as fold protein. The record is from RefSeq and is a predicted model, not a curated record. Lineage: Eukaryota; Viridiplantae; Streptophyta; Magnoliopsida; Lamiales; Pedaliaceae.
GAAAGCAAAGAGAUCAAAGCAAGAAAAAACAAAAUUUGAGAGGCCGUGUUUUGGUUGGAGUUGGGAUUGGAAUUGUUGGAACAUGGAGGAAUAUGCCGCACAUUCAACCAUUCCUAAGGAAGAUUCUCUAUUUCACAUUCGCAUCUUUUUCCCUAUUUUAAUUUUGCCCUAAUUUUCACUACCAUGGAUUUUAAUUAUUAGAUUCCCAUUCUUUCCUCCAACUUCGCAUCGCCACACUAGUCCAUUUUCUCAGAUUUGGUAGAAAAACUUCGGAUUGCAAUUAAUCCGUGACUCUACAACUGUGCAGCCCUUCUUCCCUUCCUGUGUCCUGUAUAUAUGUUAUUUCUGCAGUUAGUCCAAUUCGACUGACUGUUUGCCAAAUAACAUAUGACUCCCGAGAGUUCAUUGAAGCCUAGUAACGCCUUAAAUGGAGUACAUGGCAUGCAUGUGGUUUCUCACUCGCCAUUUUCAUUCCAAGAGAUAAAACAACAUGCGGACUUUAAUGAGUCGGCCUAUGGACCCUCCAAUACAGGGAGCAAACAACGGCUAAUAGUGCAGAAAGUUUGGCAUCAAAGACCUGCUUGUUUGAGGCCCAUCCAUUGCUGUCGUACUGGUGAUAAAAACAUUGCUGAAACAGUUGCCAAUGUGCUUACUUCACUCCCUUUUAUUGCCCUUGGACUCCAGGCCCCAAGGAAAAAUCUUAAUUGUAAAAUCUACGCCAAUUCGUUAAUUGGAGUAGGAAUUGCAUCAAGUUUUUACCAUGCUUCAAGGGGGAAAUUGAGGAAGUACCUUAGAUGGGCUGACUACACUAUGAUAGCCACAACUACGGUGUGCCUCUCAAGAGCGCUUAGGAAUGAGAACCCAAAAUUGCUGAUGGCAGCAUCUGCGUUCUUUCUACCGAUACAGCCAGUAAUGGUUUCAGCAGUUCACACCGGAAUGAUGGAGGUUGCAUUUGCAAAGAGAGCAUUUCAAGAUCCAGAGCUGAGGAUGGCCCAUAAUGUGCAUAAAAUGUCAUCAUUGUUAGGUGGAGCACUUUUCGUUGCUGAUGACCUGCUCCCUCAAACUCCAUUUCUCCAUGCUGGUUGGCACCUUGCUGCCGCUGUUGGAGUAAGCACUCUCAACAAGCUCCUCGAGUAGUUAGACACUCCAAAUCAUCCUCACCAAUUUGCCGAAAACACCUACAUUUCCCACAUGCAUUUUCCAAGUUUGCAAUUUAUAGGUAUGACAAUUAGAGGAUAUGCCACAUCAAAACAGCAUCUGGCAUUCCAGCUGGUUCUACAGCUAUCUAGAAAGGGAUUUGCAAUGUGUAAUGCUAUAUUAGCAUAUAGUUCAGGUAAGUAGUACAUUUGGAUUUUUCUAAACUUGCAGAAAUGGCAAUCUGGCGUUGCCUUUAAUUGAAAAUAAUCAUUUUUUGGAAGGGGAAGAGUAUCAGCUAAGUAGCUGGACUUAGCUGCCAUUCAUGUAAUGAUACUAAUUCCUAUCUUCUUAAUUAAUUAAUGGUUCAGAUUGUAACUCUUCUCUUAGUCGUGAAUAUAGUCUUAUAAACUGUUUGCACAUAA